Messenger RNA from Colletotrichum orchidophilum, 333 nucleotides. RefSeq lists its product as uncharacterized. The transcript has a single exon. NCBI's taxonomy places the organism in Eukaryota, Fungi, Ascomycota, Sordariomycetes, Glomerellales, Glomerellaceae. The record is from RefSeq and is a predicted model, not a curated record. The coding region runs from base 1 to 333 and encodes 110 amino acids.
AUGACCGAUGGACCCAUUAUUCGAUGGACGUGCCUGUAUGUAACGCAACAAGGGUUGGAAGACGACACGAGACGAGACGAAAAAAGAUAUCCAGUGGUAACAAGAGGUCCAACACCAAAGAGAAGAAAAAGGCCGUGGCUGGAAUCGACGCCGCUGUCCUCCGCUCGCCCCACGUCUCGUGGUGUUGGUGUUGGCAACAUCAGUCCCACCCAAAGUCGAAAGAAGGCGAGAAGUGCAGUCGGCAUCUCAUCAUGGGUGUGCCGAUGCGCGAUUUCCCAGGAUGUUUUUGCGAGGAUGCUUGAACAGACGAACGAGGCCCCGUCGGAAGACUGA